CUUCCACCCCAGGCGUCCUCCUCCCCCUUCAUCUCCUUCCUCCCCUUCCUCCCCGCAGACCCCUCAUCCCCUCCAGGGUUGAGGUGGGAAGAUCGGAAUUAGACUGGGAGGCCGGGAGCCUUCCCUUGAGGCCAAUUGUCUGGGAGGGAGGUGGCAGGGAGAGGGGGCCUCCUGCAAGCCUCAGCGCCUCGGUGGGUCCCUUCUGGGGGAUUAUCGAGGCUCUAUGAAUUUUAUGUGUUUUUUUAACUUCAAAAAGGCUUUCACAGCUGCACCCCCCAAAAAGCCUGCUUUACAGCUACACCCCCAAAAAGCCCCCCCAAAAAGGCUGCUUUACAGCUGCACCCCCCCAAAAAAGCUGUUUUACAGCUACACCCCCCCAAAAAGGCUUUUACAGCUGCACCUCCCAAAAAGGCUGCUUUACAGCUGCAUCCCCCAAAAAGGCUGCUUUGCAGCUGCACCCCCCAAAAAGGCUGUUUUACAGCUGCACCCCCCAAAAAGGCUGUUUUACAGCUGCACCCCCCAAAAAGGCUGCUUUACAGCUACGCCCCCCAAAAAGGCUGCUUUACAGCUACACUCCCCAAAAAACUGGUUUACAGCUACACUCCCCAGAAAAGCUGCUUUACAGCUGCAACCCCCAAAAAGGCUGCUUUACAAGUACACCCCCCAAAAGAGCUGUUUUACAGCUACACCCCCCCCCCCCCCCAAAAGGCGGGGGGUGGGGAGCUUCUGCGUCUCCUCCUCCUGCUGCCUCCUCCUCCUCGUCGUCGUCGUCGUCUGGUCCUGUUCCUCCUCCCCUUUCUGGCCCGGCGGUGCUGCAGCCCCGCAGUAUGAGGCGGUGCGGGCUGCUCAGGCCGCUGGGGGGGCUGCUCCUCCGGGGGAUUUGAAGGGAGACCCCAGCGGGGGCGACACAUCACUCCCUCACAUCGCUUCAUCCGACACGGACACAGACACCGAGAGAGAGAUUGCCCUUUUCCCCCCGACCCGAUCCGACCCGAUCCGACCCGACCCGACCCGCCCCUCUUCUCUCCACCUGAAAGAACGUGGCUAUUAUAUGAAGACCUCGUGUGGACAGUAAUGACCGCACGCUUCCGAUUGCCUGCUGGCAGAACCUACAAUGUCCGAGCAUCAGAGCUGGCACGAGACAGACAGCACACAGAGGUGGCCUGCAACGUCCUUCUCCUGGAUAACACUGUACAAGCAUUCCGAGUUAACAAACAUGAUCAGGGACAGGUUCUGUUGGAUAUAGUCUUCACACACCUUGAUUUGACUGAAAGAGAUUAUUUUGGUUUACAGUUGGCUGAUGAUUCCACAGAUAACCCAAGGUGGCUGGAUCCAAACAAACCAAUAAGGAAGCAGUUAAAGAAAAUGCUUUUAUUAAUUCUAGGAGGAUCUCCUUACAGUUUGAACUUUAGAGUCAAAUUUUUUGUAAGUGAUCCCAACAAGCUACAAGAAGAAUACACAAGGUACCAGUAUUUUUUGCAAAUUAAACAAGACAUUCUUACUGGAAGGUUGCCCUGCCCUUAUAAUUCUGCUGCCCUUUUGGCUUCUUAUGCCGUUCAGUCUGAACUGGGAGAUUACAACCAUUCAGAGAAUUUGCCAGGCUACCUCUCGGAUUAUUCUUUCGUUCCUAGCCAACCUCAAGACUUUGAAAAAGAAGUAGCAAAAUUGCAUCAGCAACAUACGGGCUUGUCUCCUGCAGAAGCAGAAUUCAAUUAUCUCAAUACAGCACGAACCUUAGAACUCUAUGGAGUUGAAUUGCACUAUGCAAGGGAUCAAAGUAACAAUGAAAUUAUGAUUGGAGUGAUGUCAGGAGGAAUACUAAUUUAUAAGAACAGGGUACGAAUUAACACCUUUCCAUGGUUGAAGAUUGUAAAAAUUUCUUUUAAGUGCAAGCAGUUUUUUAUUCAACUUAGAAAAGAAUUGCACGAAUCCAGAGAAACAUUAUUGGGAUUCAACAUGGUGAAUUACAGAGCAUGUAAGAAUUUGUGGAAAGCCUGUGUAGAACACCAUACAUUCUUUCGUUUGGAGAGACCACUUCCGCCUCAGAAGAACUUUUUUGCACAUUAUUUUACCUUGGGCUCAAAGUUCCGGUACUGUGGGAGGACAGAAGUCCAGUCUGUACAGUAUGGAAAAGAAAAAGCAAACAAAGACAGGGUAUUUGCAAGGUCCCCAAGUAAACCUUUGGCCCGGAAGUUGAUGAGCGGGAUGGAUUGGGAGGUAGUGAGCCGGAAUUCAUUAUCGGAUGACCGGUUAGAAACACAGAGCUUACCAUCACGCUCGCCGCCUGGAACCCCAAAUCAUCGCAGCUCUGCAUUGACCCAAGAAGGAAGCCGGUUACGACCAUCUUCAGUCGGGCAUUUAGUUGACCAUGUAGUCCAUCCCUCCCCAAGUGACGUUUUUGCCAAUCACAGAUCUCCAUCAUCCACCCAGGCUAAUAGCAUCAUCCUGGAAUCAUCACCAUCUCAGGAUACUCCUGUAGAUGGCCAGCCUCCCGCAUUGCCGCCCAAGCAGUCGAAGAAGAACAGUUGGAACCAAAUUGACCAUUCAUCCUCCCAGCAAGAACUGGAUAACCAUAUUCAUGAAACAUUUGAUGUUCCUUCUUCCCCUGAAAAAUCCACACCCAAUGGUGGUAUUCCCCAGGACAAUCUUGUUCUAAUCAGAAUGAAACCUGAUGAAAGUGGAAGGUUUGGCUUCAAUGUAAAGGGAGGAUAUGAUCAGAAGAUGCCUGUGAUAGUGUCCAGGGUAGCUCCAGGAACAUCCGCAGACCUCUGCGUCCCUCGCUUGAACGAAGGGGAUCAGGUUGUACUGAUCAAUGGCAGGGACAUAGCGGCGCAUACCCACGAUCAAGUGGUUAUGUUCAUCAAAGCUAGUUGCGAGAGACACUCAGGGGAACUUGUGCUCCUAGUUCGGCCUAACGCCGUCUACGACGUGGUAGAGGAAAAGCUGGAAAGCGAACCCGACUUCCAGUACAUUCCUGAGAAAUCUCCUCUAGACGGUGUCCAUCAAGAUGACAACGCUCUGAAAGAGUCUAUGAUCCAGCUUGCCGAUGGGCUUGUCACUGGAACAGUCCUGAUGCAGUUUGAUCAACUGUACAGGAAAAAGCCUGGAAUGACAAUGUCUUGUGCCAAAUUACCUCAAAACAUUUCCAAAAAUAGAUACAGAGACAUUUCGCCUUAUGAUGCUACACGGGUCAUUUUAAAGGGCAAUGAUGACUACAUCAAUGCAAAUUAUAUAAAUAUGGAAAUCCCUUCUUCCAGCAUUAUCAAUCAAUACAUCGCCUGUCAGGGGCCAUUACCGAACACUUGUCCAGAUUUCUGGCAGAUGACGUGGGAACAAGGCUCCUCCAUGGUUGUGAUGCUGACCACACAGAUCGAGCGGGGCCGAGUCAAGUGCCACCAGUAUUGGCCAGAACCCCCAGGCAGCUCAUCUUAUGGAAAUUACGAAGUCACCUGUCAUUCAGAAGAAGGAAAUACUGCUUAUGUCUUCAGGAAGAUGACACUAUGUAAUCUAGAGAAAAACGAGAGUCGUCAGCUCACCCAGAUCCAGUACAUCGCCUGGCCUGACCAUGGAGUCCCAGAUGAUUCCAGUGACUUCCUAGAUUUUGUUUGUCACGUACGAAACAAGAGGGCUGGCAGAGAAGAGCCUGUUGUUGUACAUUGCAGUGCCGGGAUUGGACGGACAGGAGUUCUCAUCACUAUGGAAACAGCUAUGUGUCUCAUCGAGUGCAGUCAACCAGUCUAUCCACUAGAUAUUGUAAGGACAAUGAGAGAUCAAAGAGCCAUGAUGAUCCAGACACCUAGUCAAUACAGAUUUGUCUGUGAAGCGAUUUUGAAGGUUUACGAAGAAGGAUUUGUUAAACCUUUAAAGACGGCACUGCCCGAAUAAGAGAGUGAAGGGGCCGGGAUCCAUAUUUGAAAAUCCCUACCAUUUUAAACUGGCUGUAUUCACUGUGGCGUAAUACUGCUUGCAGGAAAUGGUCUCUGAGAACAAUGAAGAAUUGACAAAGGACUUUGAAAACUUCAGCACUGUUGCACUUUAUGUUGAAACAAAAGUCGGUCUCUGAAACACUAUAACUCAUCUGUUGGAAGACAGUUAUUUCACACGUUGCUCCAGACAAAGAGUGAAUGAACUGAGUGUGUUCAGGGUAAUUUAUGAAAUUUCCUGGUCGUGCCAUACAGUCCCCUUCUGGUUGAAUUGCUACAAACAAAAUUGUCGCCGUCUGUGCUACACCCGUCUGUCUUGAAAACUUACAAAAGACAACAUCAGGCCUAAGCCACAGUCUUUCGUUUCCAGUGCUUCAUCUCUGUGCCGUGUGGCUUUUGUCUUUUCCACCGUUAGCAAUACGAUUCUGAACGUUAGCCAACGCUACACUGCCCUCUGAUGCCGCCCGUCUAUGCCCCGUACUCCUUCCUCCCAGUACCGACCUGUCGGGGGUGGAUUGAAAGGGGGAAUGAGCUUUUCUUGAGAAAAUGCUGCCCCUUGGCCCAUUUAGCCAGCAUCUGAUAACAGGCAUCGAUCCGAACCUCUGUCUCGGGACCAGGUUGGGGAACGAGCAUCAGUUUUCCGAGUCCCAGAGUCGGUUUGUUCCUGAUCACUCGACCUAGCAUCCCAGAAUGGAAAUGAAUGCAUGGAUUGUGUCUUAACCCCUCAAGUGCCUUGAGACUUCCCCUCUGUCCAAUGAAAAGGCACGCAUAUGACCCCGUGGGGAGAUAUGAUAGUGUACGUGACGCCGUUUUAUGCAUUUUUGAAGGAGUUCUUGUUUUUUGGGGAAAAAAACCAGCAAAAAACAAAAAAAAAUAAACAGCCUCCAAUAUUGGGAGUGCGUGGUCCUGCAAAGCAAACUAGAAAAUGCCAUUCCUUGCUUUCUUACUCAGUUUUGGAGCUUAAGCAUUGGGAACAAAACUCCCCUAUUUUCUACUGAGUGUGAGAGAGCACUCUGCUGCUAUGAAAUUGUUGAACAUUUGGUACGUACCUUUGGUUUGGCUACUUCUUACCAGCCUAGCGGGAGAAGCCACCAGGCUCUUGGAAUUUGUUUAUUGGAAUCCAUCUCCGGUUUAGGAAAACGGUCCGACUCUCUGGCUAUUCAGCCUAAAACAGACUGAUUUCCUACAGCGUAAUGUGUAAUGACCGGUUGAGGUUCUUUCCCGUCACCCACCAAAAUACUAUUCUUCCGAGUUUGGUUCCCAGCAGAUUUCAAAUGAUGUUCACACUGGACUGUUGGUCUUUUUGUGUUGCCUUUUCCGUGAAAUGCUGUCCGUUUACUUCAGAAUUUUGUCCAGUUCCCUUGAAAACUGUGGUUGUGUUUUUCCUGUCCUUUGUUGUACAAUUAAAUUGCUCCAGUUUCUAUGUAUUGUUUCUUAUUUGAAUCCUGAGCAUUUUCUUGGUGAGGUUUAUAUCUGUUCAACUGAUACAGUAUCCGAGCUCACUUUAAGGUUGUGUGUGUUUGUGUCAUUUCCUCUUUUCUGUACGUCUCCUUGGUUUGCUUGGGGAGAAGCUAUUUCAAAAAAGUGGCCCAGGUCGAUAUCUGUAGGACUGAGUCACCUCUCCGAUUGUUUUAUCAAAACCAAACUGUUCACCUCUGAGGCUUGACAAAUGGUUUCUGAAGAUGACUCUCCCCAGUGCAUCAAACUAUUAAUGAAAAGUGGAGAUUUCAGUGGUGGGAAAUUCUAAAAUACUCUUAAAAUGAGAGAAUGCUUGCCUAGGGUAAGAGUCUUUAAUGUUUAGUUUUAAUCGAAUUUCAUUCUCAAAUAUUCAAUCCUCAUGAAAAUUAAUUCAAGUGCAUUAAGCUCCUAUGGCAAAUUUGUAUAAACAUCAAGAUGACAGAUGGAUGAUAAAUAGAAUAUUAAACAUUUUUAAAGGUUAAGAGAAAAUGAA
Molecule: messenger RNA, 5874 nt
Organism: Ornithorhynchus anatinus (platypus)
Lineage: Eukaryota; Metazoa; Chordata; Mammalia; Monotremata; Ornithorhynchidae
Gene: PTPN4
Product: protein tyrosine phosphatase non-receptor type 4
Exons: 27
Coding region: 1075-3885 (936 amino acids)
Biological process (GO): protein dephosphorylation
Cellular component (GO): cytoplasm; cytoplasmic side of plasma membrane; cytoskeleton
Molecular function (GO): protein tyrosine phosphatase activity; cytoskeletal protein binding
Source: RefSeq, a predicted model, not a curated record